Ictalurus furcatus (blue catfish) is the source of this 2013-nucleotide messenger RNA. It is a transcript of the gene nptx2b, whose product is annotated as neuronal pentraxin IIb. Lineage: Eukaryota; Metazoa; Chordata; Actinopteri; Siluriformes; Ictaluridae. The coding region runs from base 1 to 1287 and encodes 428 amino acids. The record is from RefSeq and is a predicted model, not a curated record. The transcript is spliced from 5 exons.
AUGAGGCGUCCUUCCGUUUUGCUCAUGUGCGUCUUUACCAUCACGUGCGUAAAAGCAGUGCACGAGCAGGAGGACAAGGAGAGGCGCUUUUUGUGCACCGUGAUCCCCGUUGAUAAAGACCCGAUCUGUCCCGUCCAGGUGGAGUUUGCUCAGAGUGUUCAGGGUGAAGGUUUGAGGAAGACGGUGAUGCAGCUCCGAGAGACUGUUCUCCAACAACAAGAGACUAUAACCCAGCAACUGGGUGCCAUCAAAGAGCUCACAUCCAAACUGUCCCAGUGUGAGAGCACCUCGGAAGAGUCUUCAUCGUGGAGGAACGGUAAAGACACGAUGGACGAUGUCCCAAGAGAUCCAAACGAAACUCUGGACGCGCUGGGUAAGACCAUGCAGAGUCUGAAGGACAGGCUUCAAAACCUGGAGCAACAGCAGAUGCGAGCUAGCCUUUCUGGAGCUCCAUUUCCCAGUGAGCUGCGAGAGCUGCUGCAACGUAGGCUGGGCGAUCUAGAGAGCCAGCUCCUGAGCAAAGUCAAUGAGCUGGAGGAAGAGAAGUCACAGCUGUACAACGAGACAUCUGUUCAUCGCCAGCGAACAGAAAACACCCUUAACACCCUCAUUAACAGAAUCUCUGACCUGGAGAAAGGUACAGUAUUCAAGUCCCCUGAGGAUUUUAAACUCUCCCUACCCCUGCGCACAAACUACCUUUUUGGCCGAGUGAAAAAGAGCCUGCCAGAAAUGUAUGCCUUUACCGUGUGCAUGUGGCUCAAGUCCAGUGCCAGCCCUGGCAUUGGGACCCCUUUUUCUUAUGGUGUCCCCGGGCAAGCAAACGAGAUUGUGCUGAUUGAAUGGGGCAACAAUCCAAUCGAGCUACUCAUCAAUGACAAGGUGGCACAGUUACCUCUGUCUCUGAAUGAUGGACGAUGGCACCACAUCUGCAUUACCUGGACUACCAGAGAUGGUUUGUGGGAGGCCUAUCAGGAUGGCCAGAAACUGGGAUCAGGGGAGAACCUGGCCCCAUGGCACCCCAUCAAACCUGAUGGAGUCCUCAUUCUGGGCCAGGAACAGGACAUGGUCGGGGGCCGAUUUGAUGCCACGCAAGCCUUUGUUGGGGAACUGAGUCACUUCAACAUGUGGGACCGGGUUCUCCGAUCUGUAGACAUCAGCGCCAUGGCCAACUGCUCCUCCUACAUGCCUGGGAAUGUGGUGGCCUGGGCUGACAACAACAUUGAGGUGUUUGGCGGUGCCUCAAAAGGGUCACUUGAGUUAUGUGAAGACAGGAUUUUUAUCAAUUAAAGACUUAUAUAAACUCAAACUGAGUCCCAAAUACUUCUCCUUGUGUUUUGUGAUUCUGUUUCAUAAUGCAGUAUGUAUUUUUAAAAUAAUGUUUGUAUUUUAUGUUACAGAAUAUGUGUGUGUGCUUUGGUAGGCUUAAUAUUAAAAUAGUGUCAUUUAAAAGGGGUUCACUAAUGAUGUGUGGACAGUGUGGUUUACUAACAGAUCUGUAUUAAGAAAAUCCUUUUUUUAAUGGAUCUGGAGAAGAUAUCCAGGGAGGGGAGGAUUUAACUAUAGUAACUGUGAUGUAGUUUUAUUUGUUUUUUUAUUUAGGACUUUUUAAAAUUAUUAUUAUUAUUUUUAAUAAACUCAUAGAGUAUGUCAUGAAUUUUAAUGAAAUAUUAUAUAGGUUAUUGUUCUGAGUCAGUGAAUGCAUUAUGCAGUGGAAACAUCUCAUUAUAACUUUCUGUAGAAUUUAAUCCAGGCAAAAAAAUACUGUCAUAAAUCACACGGCCCAAAUAAUUUCCUCUAGUUGUAUACACCUUUGUGACAUAUUUUGACAUCCAAAAUUAAUGAUAAAAUGCAAACUUGUUUUUAAAGGGAAACUUGUGCGUUAUGUUCAGGUUUGGCUCUGUAGUUUUGUGUUUAUGAUUAAUGGUUCUCUUGCAUUGUAUGAAAGGCCUUUGUUGUAAAACUUUGUGCGAAUGCUUAUAUUGCUGUUUACCAAUGAGAGAAUAUAUGAACAUU